CCAUUGCUGUCCUGAGUCACGUGUCGAGGGGAAGCGGGAAGGUGUCGUUCUCUUUUUGUAGCCCCCUUGUCCGCCAUGUUUUCAGGCCGGGUCUGGCUUGGUCGUUUCCCGUAAGGAAAUGGCCGGGGAAUUCCAGGGAACCCAGGCGCCGUUGCCUCGGCGGAGCCUGGACUGAGGAGGAAGGGCGGCGGGGUAAACCCGAGCGGUUCUGCUCAGGGUAGGAGGCCAUGGCGUCCGGCAGUAACUGGCUGUCCGGGGUGAAUGUCGUGCUGGUGAUGGCCUACGGGAGCCUGGUGUUUGUACUGCUAUUUAUUUUUGUGAAGAGGCAAAUCAUGCGCUUUGCAAUGAAAUCUCGGAGGGGACCUCAUGUCCCUGUGGGACACAAUGCCCCCAAGGACUUGAAAGAGGAGAUUGAUAUUCGACUAUCCAGGGUUCAGGAUAUCAAGUAUGAACCCCAGCUUCUUGCAGAUGAUGAUGCUAGAUUGCUACAGCUGGAAACCCAGGGAAAUCAAAGUUGCUACAACUAUCUGUACAGGAUGAAAGCUCUGGAUGCCAUUCGUGCCUCUGAGAUCCCAUUUCAUGCUGAAGGCCGGCAUCCACGUUCCUUAAUGGGAAAGAAUUUCCGCUCCUACCUGCUAGAUCUGCGAAACACUAGUUCUCCUUUCAAGGGUGUGCGCAAGGCCCUCAUUGAUACCCUAUUGGAUGGCUAUGAGACAGCCCGCUAUGGAACAGGGGUCUUUGGCCAGAAUGAGUACCUGCUCUAUGAGGAGGCCCUGAGUGAACUGGCUACCGUGGUCAAAGCACGAAUUGGGAGCUCUCAGCGACAACACCAGUCAGCAGCCAAAGACCUAACUCAGUCCCCUGAAGUCUCCCCAACAACCAUCCAGGUGACAUACCUCCCCUCCAGUCAGAAGAGUAAACGUGCCAAGCACUUCCUCGAAUUGAAGAGCUUUAAGGAUAACUACAACACAUUGGAGAGUACUCUGUGAUGGAGCUGAAGGACUCUCACUGUAGACUGAGCCAGACAGACACAGUGUGCAAGACAGGCUGCUUGCUGGACAGCUCUCAGGACAUCUGGCUCAGCAUGCCCAGACUGUUAUCAGCUGAAAUUCCCAUUGUGUCCAGAGUUCUUAGAGUUUGUGCCUAGAGGGUCAUUCCCCAACCCUUUCUUAUGGGCAUUUUUAGAACAUCAGCUAAGAUUUUAUUUUUCCCCAGUAGCACUCUUUUCUGGAUUUCAAUUCAGAUGUUAUUCUUCAUGUUAUGCCAAAGCUUCAUUAAAAAUCUCACUUGGUUUUGGCCAUAGUUCUCUUGCCCUGUUCCAGGCUAUUUAAUCUCAAAGGUGAGACUUGGAGUGAGGUGUCUUCCAUGUGUAACCCUUUGUACAUGGUUGGAUGGGAACUGUUUGGACAUCUCAGUGUUGACUGGUAAAAGAGGAACUGGUGGGGAGGUCGGGUGAGGAAAUGGGUGGUAUGUGAAACAACUUACCCUGGUACUCCACUUAAACUGGGAUGUGUUAAAUCAUUAACACAACUUUCCUGACUUGUAAAGAUCUGCCCUUCCACUUUCAUUCCAUACUCUGUCGUGAAUAAAUCAUAUAAAAAGGAAUGUUCUGAUACAUGGUAUAAUCUAUUCCAGGGUAAGAGACAGUAUGAAGGAGUGGUUUCCCCUAACAAGCCAAUGCAUUGGUUUGACUUUAUAAAUUAGUUAUUUAAUAAAAAGAAGUAUUAAAAAAUAAA
Messenger RNA from Cynocephalus volans (Philippine flying lemur), 1736 nucleotides. It is a transcript of the gene LTAP1, whose product is annotated as chromosome 8 C1orf43 homolog. NCBI's taxonomy places the organism in Eukaryota, Metazoa, Chordata, Mammalia, Dermoptera, Cynocephalidae. The coding region runs from base 228 to 989 and encodes 253 amino acids. Gene Ontology annotation, biological process: phagocytosis. The record is from RefSeq and is a predicted model, not a curated record. The transcript has 7 exons.